Diuraphis noxia (Russian wheat aphid) is the source of this 1075-nucleotide messenger RNA. RefSeq names its product protein Wnt-11b-like. Gene Ontology annotation, biological process: multicellular organism development; canonical Wnt signaling pathway; neuron differentiation. The record is from RefSeq and is a predicted model, not a curated record. Gene Ontology annotation, molecular function: cytokine activity; frizzled binding. Gene Ontology annotation, cellular component: extracellular region. NCBI's taxonomy places the organism in Eukaryota, Metazoa, Arthropoda, Insecta, Hemiptera, Aphididae.
AUGCAGAAAGCGGCCGGCAAAGUGGACUGGAACGACGUGGGCGUCUGCCGGACGUUGCGUAAAACCUACGGACUGGACUCGCGUCAAGCGCGCAUUUGCAAGUCUUGGCGUCCAGUCAUGCAGCACGUUUCCCGGGCCGCCGCGUUGGCCGUAGUCGCCUGUCAGUCGGUCUUGCAAAACAGACGGUGGAACUGUUCGUCGGUGCGGUCCGCGCCGGGACUCACGCCUACCACUGCUGCAGGCACGAAAGAACAGUCGUUCGCGUACGCGCUCAGCUCGGCCGCGCUGACAUACACAAUGACCAGGGACUGCGCGUCCGGAAUGUUGCCGAGCUGCGGGUGCGGCACUCAUCCGGAAGACACGGACGGCACGUUCAAGUGGAGCGGGUGCGACGACAAUGUCCGGUGGGGCGCCAAGUUCGCCAGACAGUUCGUGAAGAACGUAAACCCUUUGGCGGCGGUGGCGUCGGGCGAACACAAUAGCGACGAGGAUGUCGACGACGACCUGUCGGCCAACGCCAAUGAAGAUGCGGUACGGCGCGAACAGAGAGCCAUGUCUAUUGUCGACGAACACAAUUACAAAAUAGGCCGAAAAGUGGUCAUGUCAAGUGUGAAAACCCAUUGCAAAUGUCACGGCAUGUCGGGAUCGUGUAACUUGAAAACGUGUUGGAGAGGUUUGCCGAACAAAUUUAUUGGGGURGGCAUUAAGCUGUUGAAACUGUACAAUAAAACACCGUUGAAAGUGGAAAUGGUUCAAGUCAUUCGUUUCGGACUUCCAAAACACUCGGACAGUUCAUUAGUUUAUAUGACCGAAUCUUCAGAUUAUUGUAAUUAUGACCAGAGAUUAGGCAGUUCAGGAACAGUUGGCAGGAAGUGUAAUUCCACAACAAUUGGUACAGAAAAUUGUCUUUCCAUGUGCUGCGGCCGAGGCUACACUACGCAAAUUAUUGAACAGACUGAACGCUGUCAAUGCAAAUACCAUUGGUGCUGUUAUGUGAAUUGUCAAAACUGUACUAGCCUAGUAAAGAGGCAAAUAUGUAAUUAAUUGUAAUGAUUCAUAUAUAUAUAUAUAUUUG